Cuscuta epithymum is the source of this 396-nucleotide messenger RNA. The record is from the annotation of a GenBank genome assembly. Lineage: Eukaryota; Viridiplantae; Streptophyta; Magnoliopsida; Solanales; Convolvulaceae.
UGGUAUUUAGCUUGCAGAGAUUGUGCCAGAAAAGUGGCACCCAGAUGUGGCCGUUUUGAAUGUCUCAAUCCAGCAUGUAAAACCCGACAUGAUGCAGUGAUGAGAUACAAAGUCAAGAUUAGAAUUAUGGACAAAACAGCAAAUGCUGCAUUCAUCCUAUGGGAUACUGCUUGCCAAGAACUAUUCGGGAAAAAGGCAGCUACCAUCGUUGGGGACAUGAAAGGGGAAGAUGGUUUUCCUUUGGAAAUAUUAAACUUGAUAGAAAAGAAAGUGAUUUGUUUGGCUCAAGUGCAAAACGAUAGCACCAAAAGGGGUGAAGUUGCUUUUAGUGUUCAGAAGAUUAAACUUGAAAAAGAUAUCAAUGCACAGGAACCUGGGGAAUCUUCACAUGCUAAG